Messenger RNA from Aspergillus glaucus CBS 516.65, 1044 nucleotides. Its product is annotated as triose-phosphate isomerase TPI1. The record is from RefSeq and is a predicted model, not a curated record. The coding region runs from base 172 to 924 and encodes 250 amino acids. NCBI's taxonomy places the organism in Eukaryota, Fungi, Ascomycota, Eurotiomycetes, Eurotiales, Aspergillaceae. The transcript has 2 exons. Gene Ontology annotation, cellular component: cytosol. Gene Ontology annotation, molecular function: triose-phosphate isomerase activity. Gene Ontology annotation, biological process: glycolytic process; glycerol catabolic process; glyceraldehyde-3-phosphate biosynthetic process.
UAAUUCUUCUUUACUCCGUCUAUCUCAAUUCCAUUCUACCUCACAUUAUUCUUACUCUCUGCCCAUCAUGCCUCGCCAAUUCUUCAUCGGUGGUAACUUCAAGAUGUAUGCCCCGCUACCCCUCCAUCCCCGACCUUGAUAGCAUAGCUAUACCACAUAACACACCACUCAAUGAAUAUACUGACAAAGUAUAGGAACGGUGUUGCCAACAGCAUCACCUCCAUCGUCAACAACCUCAACUCGGCCAAGCUCGACCCCAACGCCGAGGUCGUCAUCUCUCCCCCCGCUCCCUACCUGUCGCUUGCCCGCCAGGUCGCCAACGACAACAUCGGCGUCGCUGCCCAGAACGUCUUCGACAAGCCCAACGGUGCUUUCACCGGUGAAAUCAGCGUCGAGCAGCUCCAGGAUCUCAAGAUCAACUGGACUCUCGUUGGACACAGCGAGCGCCGUGUCAUCCUGAAGGAGUCGGACGAGUUCAUUGCCAAGAAGGUCAAGGCUGCUGUUGACGGUGGUCUUGGUGUUAUUUUCUGCAUCGGUGAGACUUUGGAGGAGCGUGAGUCCAACAGCACCAUCGCCGUCGUCACCCGUCAACUCAACGCCGCCGCCAAGGAGCUCUCCAAGGAGCAAUGGGCCAAGGUUGUCAUCGCCUACGAGCCCGUCUGGGCCAUCGGAACCGGCAAGGUCGCUACCACUGAGCAGGCUCAGGAGGUCCACGCCGCUAUCCGCAAGUGGCUCGGUGAGGCCAUCUCCGCCGAGGCCGCCGACAACACCCGUGUUAUCUACGGUGGCUCGGUCAGCGAGAAGAACUGCCGUGAGCUCGCCAAGGAGAACGAUGUUGACGGUUUCCUUGUUGGCGGUGCUAGCUUGAAGCCUGCAUGUAAGUUUCUUUCCUCUCUAAUUGGAUUUUAUCAAGCAGUUAUCUGACAGUUACAGUCGUCGACAUUGUCAACUCUCGUCUGUAAAGAUUUAGCGAUAGGUUUAUGAUGCGAUCCGUUUAAUUUACGAUUACCAAUACCGCGAUGUGAUGAAAAUUUAGACGAAUUA